Closterium sp. Naga37s-1 is the source of this 552-nucleotide messenger RNA. The record is from the annotation of a GenBank genome assembly. NCBI's taxonomy places the organism in Eukaryota, Viridiplantae, Streptophyta, Zygnematophyceae, Desmidiales, Closteriaceae.
AUGACGACAGUGGGCGCCCAUCUCCUCACACCCUCACACCUUCCCGUCCAUAUCCACUCACUCCCACUCGUCCUCACGCACCCACCGCACUGCCAUGGCGGUCGCUUCCGCCGCUCCGCCGCGUCCCCCCGUCCCGCCGUCCCCGCCAGUGGCGCUCGUCUGCGCGCCCCUCACGACCCUCGAGCAGCUGCUCCAAUGGCGCCCCGGCAGCCCCGCCACGGGCGGAAUUUACAACCGCUCCACCGCGCCCUUCCGCGCGCGCAGCGCGCCCGGCGGGUUUCCGCGGCGGCGGCAGCGGGUGUUAGCGUGCCACAACAUGAUGGGGGGGUACGUGGAGGGCGCGCGCGCGCAGGGGAGCGCGCGCAGCUGGGUGUAGCGCGCGUGGGAGUGGGAUCCGGUGGACGCGUGGGUUUACUUCAGCCACCACCUGGUGAUGCUUCCGCCCGUGGCCUGGCGCAACUGCUGCCGCACGCGCGAAGUGCAGCUCCAAUGCCGGCUCCAGGAUGGCAAGGCAGUCCCCGAGGGACAUUCCUUCGCCCGGCAGCGCCACAG